CGCUCAGUGAAAGCUAACGUUGCUUGCCCUCCCGGCCCCUCUGUCAUUCCUAGCUCCUUCAUUCCCUCACUCAAUUUUUAAAUUAACCAGUUGUGCUGUGGCUCGUCAUCCCGAGCGACCAAGGCACUCUCGGGAAGGUCCAAACAAGAAGAACCAGGCAUUUCGAGUGCCAAGGGAAGACAGUCCCGGAAAGUGACAUCACGACUCACAAGGUCUCGCCCUUAAGGGCGCGAGCGACGCGUAAAUACAACGUCAUCCGGGCGCCAGCCCCGGGGCCUGACGGGAUUGUGGCGGUCUUCUUUUCCUAUUCGGAAGCGGCCUCUACCUCCGGACGCUCUCAAGAUGGCGACCUCUCUGGGUUCCAACACCUACAACAGGCAGAACUGGGAGGAUGCGGACUUCCCCAUUCUGUGCCAGACGUGUCUUGGAGAAAACCCAUAUAUCCGAAUGACCAAAGAAAAGUAUGGGAAGGAAUGCAAAAUCUGUGCACGGCCAUUCACAGUAUUUCGCUGGUGCCCUGGGGUCCGCAUGCGUUUCAAGAAGACUGAAGUGUGCCAAACCUGCAGUAAAUUGAAGAAUGUUUGUCAGACUUGCCUCUUGGACCUUGAGUACGAUAAAGAGUUGAGAGCUAUUGUGAUCAAGAAAUUUGCUCAAGAUCACAAAGCUCUUGAGAAGCAGGGCCAAGAUUCAUGUCCAGGCUUCUGUCCUGAGUACAGGCCUACAUCAGACACCAUGCUGCCUCCAACCAACUGA
This is a messenger RNA of Talpa occidentalis (Iberian mole), 753 nucleotides long. Its product is annotated as pre-mRNA-splicing factor RBM22-like. Lineage: Eukaryota; Metazoa; Chordata; Mammalia; Eulipotyphla; Talpidae. The transcript has 5 exons. The record is from RefSeq and is a predicted model, not a curated record. Gene Ontology annotation, cellular component: Prp19 complex; U2-type catalytic step 2 spliceosome; U2-type catalytic step 1 spliceosome. Gene Ontology annotation, molecular function: pre-mRNA binding; U6 snRNA binding. The coding region runs from base 343 to 753 and encodes 136 amino acids.